Messenger RNA from Gossypium raimondii (Peruvian cotton), 2341 nucleotides. RefSeq names its product putative DUF21 domain-containing protein At3g13070, chloroplastic. Gene Ontology annotation, molecular function: flavin adenine dinucleotide binding. The transcript has 14 exons. The coding region runs from base 157 to 2142 and encodes 661 amino acids. Lineage: Eukaryota; Viridiplantae; Streptophyta; Magnoliopsida; Malvales; Malvaceae. The record is from RefSeq and is a predicted model, not a curated record.
AAUCUUCCCUUCAUCGGACACAAGCCUUUUUCCAAAAAGCUCCUCUUGGACUCAAUGAAGAGACCACUCUUCUGUUGGGGUUUCUCUUCAUCCUAAUCCAUAUUUGUUUAAACAAGUUUUGAUGUUUUUUUUUAGAUUAUUGGUUUAUUUUUAUUGAUGGAAAUGGCACUUGAAUCCUCAAUUCUCAGCAAACCAAAUUUCUUUUCUUCAGCGAAGUCCUCAGCUUUCCUGCUUUUUAAUCGAAAUUUCAAGUACCCACCAAAAUUUUUAUCCAAAACUAAUCACUACCCAGCUUCCAUUAUCUCAAGCUUUCCCAACCCCCGUGUUGUUAAAGCCUUUGGGAUGCCAAAAACUGGUACUUUUGGAAGUCAAGCACGUUUAGGUUCGUUAAUCGAAGAAAAUGAAGAACUGGGAAGUUAUCAGAAUUUGAUUUUUGUGAAAAGAGGAAUUUUAGUGGCAAUGGUUUGUGGUGUAUUGGCCUUUGGUUGUAAAAGAGUGUUUGCUGUAGAGGGAGUGGUUAAUGCUGGAUAUGGAGUGAUUGGGCAGUCCAUAUUAUUGUUGAAGAAUGCUUGGCCAAAGCUAUCUAUGCUUCUAAAAGUGUUCAAGGAGCAAGGUUUGGUCUUGACAGCGCUUUUGGGUCUCUCUGCAUUCUUCUCAAUGGCAGAGACGGCUAUAACUACAUUAUGGCCUUGGAAGAUACGUGAGCUGGCUGAAAAAGAGUCUGAAGAUGGUGUAUUCAAGAUGCUUCGUAGUGAUGUAACUCGGUUUCUUACAACUAUUCUUAUUGGCACCACUGUGGUGAAUAUUGGAGCUACUGCUUUAGUUACUGAUGCUGCAACAGCAAUAUUUGGGGAAGCUGGCGUUAGUGCAGCAACUGGAGUAAUGACUGUUGCCAUAUUGCUUCUCACUGAGAUCACUCCAAAGAGUAUAGCUGUUCACAAUCCCACAGAAGUUGCCAGAUUUGUGGUCAGGCCAGUGGCUUGGCUUUCUGUAAUACUGUAUCCAGUGGGAAGAGUUGUCACAUUUCUAUCAAUGGGAAUGCUUAAAAUUUUUGGCCUAAAAGGAAAAAGUGAACCUUAUGUUACUGAAGAUGAAUUGAAGCUAAUGUUACGAGGAGCAGAAUUGAGUGGAGCAAUAGAGGAGGAGGAGCAGGAUAUGAUUGAAAAUGUGUUAGAGAUAAAAGAUACUCAUGUUAGAGAGGUGAUGACACCUCUUGUUGAUGUCGUUGCCAUUGAUGCGAGCUCAACUCUUGUUGAAUUCCACAAUUUGUGGUUGACUCAUCAAUACUCAAGGGUGCCUGUUUUUGAGCAGCGUGUUGACAAUAUCAUGGGUAUUGCAUAUGCUAUGGAUCUACUCGAUUAUGUUACAAAGGGUGAAGUGCUAGAAAGUACCACUGUGGGAGAUAUGGCUCACAAGCCUGCAUAUUUUGUGCCUGAUUCAAUGUUAGUCUGGAAUCUUCUUAGAGAGUUCCGCAUUAGGAAGGUUCACAUGGCUGUUGUUCUUAAUGAAUAUGGUGGAACAGUUGGACUAGUCACCUUAGAAGAUGUGGUAGAGGAGAUUGUUGGUGAAAUUUUCGAUGAAAAUGAUUCAAAUGAGGAGAUCCAGAAGAAAACCGGCUACAUUGUAAUGCGAGCAGACGGAAUUUUUGAUGUUGAUGCCAACACAUCUAUUGAUCAACUUUCUGAAGAUCUGAAUAUCAAAAUGCCCGAGGAACAUCAAUAUGAGACAGUGUCAGGUUUUGUCUGUGAAGCAUUUGGAUAUAUACCAAGGACAGGUGAGAGUAUUAAGGUAGUCCUUGAAAAGGGAAAUGAAGAAGAAGAUGAUGAGAAUGCUGAAGCUGGAUCUGAUCAGCAAGAUAUGAAGGAAAGGCAUCAAAUUUAUAAACUUGAGAUAUUAGCAGGAAAUGCCCGAAAAGUUAGUGCCGUUAGAUUUGAACGGAUAAACGAGGAAGCACUAUUAGAUGACACAGCAGUAACUCCAAUGAUUUCAAAAAUCAUAAAGAGGAAAUGGAGCAGUGAUGAAGACUCGAAUAAUGGCAACUACAAUGAAGAUACAUUUGAAAAGAGGCAAGAGGAAGACAUCUCAGAUCACUAUGUAAUUGCUGAUUACAAAGAGGAUAAGGAUAGUCCCAAUGAACAGUAGUUAAUAUUACACUAUUUGUCACUUACUUCCCCCUGAACACCCCUCUCUUCCCCUUCCAAUAUCUUACAGCCCCACAAGAAGAGGUAAAGACUUGAAAAACGGGACAGGAAAAAAAACAAACUAACAUUGUACAAUUUUUCACAGAUGAAGUGAAGUGUCAACAUCUGAAUCAUUAAAGGUGGAUGUAUCCAUGACAGUA